AUGGAGCAAAUGGAGAGGGUGUUUGAGGAAGACUUCAAGGUGGUGUGGGACCAAGUCCGCGACCAGUGCGUAGGGAGACAGCAGUCUUCGGUGUUUCGCCUUCCCAAGAAACAGGAUGAGUCAGCUGUGAUUGGUGAAGGGGAGGACUACUUCCUUUCGCUGUUCGGUCAUUCACGGAAAAUGCCCGCACACCCGUUAUACAACAAGAAGAAGUGGACGCACUUCUCUAUGAUUCUGGAAGACCUGGGCCAGACUAGACGCAGUGCUCUUGGAGACGUUAAAAUAGCUGAAGUGAAUAACAAGGGUUUAUUUGUGAAGCUCGUGAACUCUUCCCUAGAUAAAGAACUGGAAAUUGGAAGUCAUAUUCUCCAGCAAAAAGUGAAAGGACAGACAGUCUCUCUCUACCAGUUCAUUCCCAAUGUCAUCAUGCAGGCCCAGGCCACCGUCACGGUGUGGGCAGCAGCCUCAGAAGCCCAUCACCAGCCACCUUCGGACUUUCUGUGGAAGGAGCAAGAGACGUUCAGAACAAGCCCAAACUGCACAACCAUCCUGUGUCAACCGAACGGUGAAGCUGUCGCCUGGUACACUCCUGUUCACUGGCAACAAGCAUGGGAGAAAUUAGAGACAGACAUUGACUUUGAUAGAAACUUAAGAUCAAAUGCGACGUCCAAAAGACGCAUAUUUCAGUGGCCCAAAGUUGCAGGUAUUGUUUCCAGAGAAACAGAAGAUUGGUGUGAGAAAUCCUCUGUGAUGUGUCAGCAAAGGUCUUCUGGAAACGUGAGCUCGUCUUUCUUCCACAGGGAACAGGAGACCCCGCCACUGCUGUUUCCCCACAGCAGCCCUUGGUGCCACAGUUGCAGCUGCGCGCCACACCCCUACUGUUCCCUGAUAGAGUGUGAUGAGGAUUCUGGGAAACAGGCCCACAGAUAG
This is a messenger RNA of Sorex fumeus (smoky shrew), 930 nucleotides long. It is a transcript of the gene LMNTD1, whose product is annotated as lamin tail domain containing 1. The record is from RefSeq and is a predicted model, not a curated record. Lineage: Eukaryota; Metazoa; Chordata; Mammalia; Eulipotyphla; Soricidae. The transcript has 7 exons. The coding region runs from base 1 to 930 and encodes 309 amino acids. Gene Ontology annotation, cellular component: nuclear envelope; cytoplasm.